Apus apus (common swift) is the source of this 11934-nucleotide messenger RNA. It is a transcript of the gene HELZ2, whose product is annotated as helicase with zinc finger 2. The coding region runs from base 229 to 8685 and encodes 2818 amino acids. The transcript is spliced from 20 exons. NCBI's taxonomy places the organism in Eukaryota, Metazoa, Chordata, Aves, Apodiformes, Apodidae. The record is from RefSeq and is a predicted model, not a curated record. Gene Ontology annotation, molecular function: metal ion binding; 5'-3' DNA helicase activity; RNA binding.
CGGUUUGAAUGCGGGGAGGCCCCAGAAACGCAACCGGCGGCAGCGACGAGUCCCCGAAUCGAUCUCCCAACCUCCCCGGCCGCGGCAGCGGCUUUGUGGACUCACACCAAUGGCUGGCAGGUACGUAGCGAGCUAGGACACGGCCACUCCAUGGCACCUCCUCCUCCCGGCAUCGCCUUGUAGGAACUUCCCGCCGUUAAUUUCCCUCCACUCAAGCCAGCGCUGAGGAUGCCGACGGCCAACGGCCCAGCUGUGCCACUGGGCAGCCUCCAGCAGCAGCUGGAGCUGCGCCUGGUCUGCUCCAAGUGCAGCGUGAAGGAGAAUGAGAUCACCUACCUGCUGCGGGAGGUGGAGCACAAGUGCAUGUACGAGAUCCUCCUGGCUCGCUGCCGUGGGCACAGGAGCUCAGCUUGGAGGAAGGUGUCGCGGCGACCAGGCUUCCUCCACCCAGCCCGCUACACCGUCUGCCGCUACUACAGGGUGGGGCUGGGCUGCAGGAAGCACAAGAGCCAGUGCACCUUCGCCUGGAGCCCGGAGGAGGCCAUGGUCUGGAAUUUCGAGCGGGAGCAGCAGGUGGAGCGGGGGCAGCUGAAGGCAGCGGUGCUGCAGGCGCAGCUGGGGGGUCAACCCACCGUCCCCAACCCCCCAGCCAGCGCUGCCGGUGAGAUUGCCAGCGAGUUCGGGGGACAGUUCCAGGAGAUCUGCAAGCAUUGCUUCUUGGGCUGCCCCCAGCGCAUCUUGGCGGGCGGGAAGGGGCAGCUCUGCGAGUCCCACCGGACCUGGGACCCUCUCCUGGUGCACGUGGUGUCGGACAACCGGCGGCAGCGGCAGUACACGGCCAUCCGGCCCUGCCCCGAUCUCAUCCCCACCCUCAGCUACUGCCGCUUCGUGUCGCGGGGCCAGCCCUGCAAGCACGGCGCCCAGCGCUGCCGCUACGCGCACAGCGAGGUGGAGAUGGCUGUCUGGAAGGCCGAGAGGCAGCAGGGCCUGCUCCGCUCCGACCUCCUGCCGCCGGCCCCGGGCACCUGCAGUGCCAACGGCGAGACACCGGCGCCCGUGCACUUCUACUGCCGGCUCUGCCUGGUGACCUUCAGCUCGCAGGAGAGCUUCGAGAGCCACUGCUCCUCUGUGGAGCACAUGCAGAUGCUCUCGGUCGAUACCUCCGUCCAGUGGGUCCACCGUGCCCCGCCGCUCGGCACGACCAGGUUCUCGCUCUGCAGCAGAGCGGAGGUGUGUGAAAUGGGGAAGAGCUGCACCCAGGCUCACUCGCCUGAGGAGCUGCAGGAGUGGAUCCAGAGGGUGAAGGUGGCUGCAAGGAAAAGGAAGCAAGCGCUGAAGGAAGGACUCUUGUCCUAUCAGGAUCGGCUCAUUGCUGAGUACCAGACGUGCUCCAACGAAGUGUUGAUUAUGGCUGAGCACGUCGAGGGUGUCCGAGUCGUGUGUGAGCAGCCCCUGGACGUGCAAUCGGAGGACAGGGGGAUGAAGUACCAGUGGAAGUUCAGGAUCUUCUCCCAGAUGCCCUUACAGCAUGUGGCGCUACUGAAGCGGCAGCCUGGAGUCACCUUCUACCUGUUGGGGAAGGGACGUUCCAGGGACCUCCACUACCUCCGUGGGGAGCAGGUGGCCACCCUGCCUUCCUCUCCGCCCACCACGCUGGUGGAGGUCUGCAUGGAGUGCUGUGCCUUGGGGGUCUUCGAGCAGUGGGUGGUCUUCGACUUCGGCAGCCGCCCCGUCCUCAGGCAGAAGAUCAAGGUGAAGGUGGGUCGGCGGGAGACCCCCCGGCACGUCCCCGGCAGCAGGGAGAGCAUCCGCCCCGUCAACUUCGUCCGAUGGGAUAGAGGGAACCGGUUCAUCGUUCCCAGUGUGCCGAGGACCAGUGAAGAUGUGGAUCUGCUGGCCAAGUACAAGCCUCCUGCCCUCGCACUGGACUACCAGCAGGAGCGCGGGGUGCCUGUUCCCAUCACCCGUCUCAACUACCGUGAGAGGAUGCACAGCUUCCUCUUCCGUGAGGAAGAAGCUGAACAGGCUCUGGUUGCCAAACUCAACCUGCGGGUCCUCAUCUCCCUGACCCCCAUGCUGCAAAGCCUCUCCAUGGGGAUGAAGUGUUCCGUCUCUGGCGAGCUCUUUGCUGAAGUGCCUACCCCUUACAACCUCUCGCCGGACACAGACGAGGGGUAUCUGCUGAGCAGGUCUGUGCCCACUGCCUUCCUGGCACUUGACCCACCUGAAGACAAUCGAGUUUACGAGGUUACUGUGGAGCAUAAAGCCACCACGGAGAAGACCAUCUGGUUACAGAUACCAAAGAGAUGCUGCUCGGAGCUGAACUUCAAGCCAAACACCUUCCACAAGGUGGAGAUCCAGUUCCAAAUCGACCAACUGCUGUUCCGGCAGUGGCACCAGGCUGUGGACCGCCUGUUGGAUGAGAAGCUGGUCCUACCAGAUGUUGCCAGUUGCUCUAUCCCCUACUCUCAUGGGUCACCAGAGAAAGGGAAUAGCAAGCAGAAACUAGCCAUCUCCUUCAUCACAGGCCAGGCAACUACCAGCCGGCAGGUCCCACCUCUUCUCAUCUACGGGCCUUUCGGCACAGGAAAGACAUUCACCUUGGCCAUGGCCACCAUAGAGGUCCUCAGGCAGCCCAAAGCACGGGUUCUGAUCUGCACUCACACUAACAGUGCUGCUGACAUCUACAUCCGGGAGUAUUUCCAUAACUACGUGAUCAAUGGGCACCCAUGGGCUGUUCCCUUGAGGAUUAUAUCCACGGACCGUCCCAUCAGCAUGACGGACCCCAUCACCCAGAUGUACUGCUGCCUCUCUCCGGACCAGCGCUCCUUCCGGCACCCCAUGCGGGAGGAGAUCGACAGGCACCGCAUCAUCAUCACCACCUCCAUGUUAUCCAAGAACCUGAAGGUUCCCUCAGGCUACUUCACCCACAUCAUGAUCGAUGAGGCUGCCCAGAUGCUGGAGUGUGAAGCUUUGGUCCCACUCUCUUACGCCACUUUAGAGACCCGGAUUGUCCUUGCUGGGGACCACAUGCAGAUAACCCCAAAGCUCUUCUGUGUCGGGGGUGGACAAUCGGCUGAUCACACCCUGUUAAACAGACUCUUUCAGUUUUACCAGAAGGAGAGGCAUGAAGUGGCCACCAAGAGUAGGAUCAUCUUCAAUGAGAAUUACCGUUCCACUGCAGGCAUCAUUGAGUUUGUCUCCAAGCACUUCUACAUUGGCAAUGGCAACGCAAUCCAGGCCAGUGGGAACAUCCCACCCCAUCCUGAAAUCUACCCACUCAUGUUCUGCCAUGUGUGUGGUGUGGCUGAAAGAGAUAUGUCCAUGAUUUCUUGGCACAAUGCCUCUGAGAUAAUUCAAGUGACUGAGAAAGUGAAGGAGAUCCACCAGAGGUGGCCAGAUGAGUGGGGUGUCCGAGAUGUGAAGAGGAUCUGUGUGGUCUCCCAUGGGAUGCAGGUUUCUGCAAUAAGACAAGAGCUGAGAAAGAAGCAGUUACAAGAUGUGGUGGUAGAAAACUAUGAGAACUUGCCAGGGCGGGAGUUCCGGGUCAUCAUCAUCAGCACGGUCCACACCAGCGAGAGCCUGCGCGUCUCGGCCUCCCACCACCUCGAGUUCUUCAACGAAGCCAGAGUGCUCAACACCAUCAUGACCCGGGCCCAGUCGCUGGUGGUGGCGGUGGGGGAUGCUGUGGCCUUGUGCUCCCAUGGCCAGUGCAGCAAGGUCUGGAAGCGCUUCAUCCAGCAGUGCAUCGAGAAGGGGAGUGUCUUCCCAGAGAGCCUGACGAUGGCCCAGAUCAAACAGGCUGCAUGUGACAAGGAGAGCUGGAGUAGGAGGAGCCCAGAGGGGGACGAGGAGGACAGUGACACGGAUUCCUGGAGCUCAGAGGCCGAGAGCAUGAAUCCUGAUGAUCCCAUCCUCCAGGAGCUCUUAGAUGAGAGCAAGAAUGUGCUGGUGACGGUGUCAGAAGAAGGGCUGCUGAAUGUGAAGUCUGAGGCUGCAAACCUGUGGGAAGGCAGGCAGGAAUAUGUCAGCUUCUCUUCUCAGAUGAUGCAGGAAUAUCUGCUCAUGCACCCCAAAAUGUACAAGAGGUGCGAGCUGAUCAAAGAAGGGUUUGACAGAGCUUCUGCCUUCACCCUCAACGACUCUCCUGGGAUGAACAUUCAGAUCAAGGGCAGGGUUCACUGUGGAAUGGCCUUCACUGGGGACGAGGUGCUGGUGGAGCUCCUGCAGGGCAGCACAGCUGACAGCAGCCACCGCCCUCAGGGGAAGGUGGUGGGCAUAUUGAAACGCGCCGAGAAAGAACGGACCUUCAUCUGCAUGAUGGAUGAGUUUGAUCCCCGGGUGAUGAUACCCAUUGAUCCCACUGUCACCAAAAUAUUUGUCCCAGGGCUGAAAGAGAAGCCCAACGUCAUUCCCAUCCGCAAGCUGGUCAAUGGGAAGUACAGGGUUGUCAGCUGUGAGAAGAUCAGCCACGAGAAAAGGAGAAGGCAGCUCUUCUGUGUCCAGGUCAUCUCCUGGAGGGAAGGGUUUUACUACCCUUUGGGUGUAAUAACAGAGGUUCUACAUGCGGCGUUGACUUUGGAAGAAGGCCUAAAGAUCCUGGACUUGGAGUAUGGUUUGGAGAAUAAAUACCCAGCUGCUGUCACCAGGGAGUCAGCCAAAUACACCUCCAGCAGUAAAAUAAAUGUCACCAAGGAGAAUCUGAGGGACUGUCGGGGUUACCCCACCUUCACUGUCGACCCCCAAGGUGCCAGGGAUUUGGACGACGCUGUCAGCGUCAGGGAUCUUGGGCAGCACUACGAGAUUGGGAUCCACAUUGCAGACGUGGCUGGCAUCAUUCCCAAAGGCAGCGCCUUGGACCUGGAAGCGAAGAAGCGAGGUGUCACCUACUAUGCUCCCAACCAGGAGCCCGUGUGCAUGUUCCCACCCCACAUUAGCCAGGAUGUCUGCAGCCUCCUGCCACAGAAAGAGCGUCGGGUCAUCUCCUUGUUUGUCACCGUAGAAAAGAAGACUGGUGAGAUUUUAAAGGGCAUCUUCACCAUCUCUGUGAUCUGCUCAGACAGGCAGCUGUCCUACGAAGAGGCGGAGCUCUACAUCAAGGACCGCUACAGGGGAGCAGCAGGGACCCUUCGUUUCAACACCCUGGAGGACUGUGUGGCUGUGGCUUAUCACUUCUCCAGGAUCCAUCGGAAGCGUCGGCUGCAGGAGGACUGUUUCUAUGACCAGCUGGAUGAGGGGAGCUCCCCAGGUAACAGGGAAUCCCAUCAGAUGAUAGAAGAGUUAAUGAUCAUGUUCAACAGUUUCGUGGCAGCGUUCCUCACCAACAAGGAGGACACCAGAACUGUCACUCCUCUGCGGUGUCAGUGUGAGCCGAGCCUUCAGCAGUUAACAGCCAUGAAAAACAAGUACAGCCACCUUGUUCCUUUUUCCAUCCAUCUCACACACCACCUGGGAGAGGUGCGUCCUGGCCAAAACCCCUCUGACAAUGUGGAGUUCAGCCUCCUGGCCCCCAUCUGGGAGCACCUGCUGUCAGCCAUUAGGGUCCGUGACUUCCCCAAGAUGCUAGACCUUAUUGUCACUGAUGACAUCCACCCGAAGCUGGCUCCCGUGGCCCUGGAGUUCAGGAGGCUGCUCAGCCGCUCCUAUUUCAGCUGCUCCAACUCCACUGUCCAGUCCAAAGCAGGUCACUACUCCCUGCACGUCGACUCGUACACCUGGGCUUCCUCUCCCAUCCGCCGCUACAUGGACGUGGUGGUUCAGCGGCACCUUCAUUCCGUGCUCCGCAAGAAGCCCGUGGUCUAUUCCGUGGAUGACAUUGAGUUUCUCUGUCAUGAAUUCAACAGGAAGAAUUCCAAGGCAGUGACAUACGAGAAGAAAGCCCGCAGCCUGCAGAUGGCCACCCAGCUGAAGGGCCAGGUCCUGCAGAAGAUUGCCUUCGUAGUGGAUAUUGAAGGGACGAAUAAGUACUUUAAAGCCCUGUUUCCACUGAACAAAGAGAGCCUUCCAGAUCCCCAGAUAAUUAACUACAGGUCUCUCCAGCUGAUAGAGCAGCCCAUCUUCAUCCAGCAGCGCAACUGCAUGAGGCUGACGUGGAAGAGGAGGAUGUACUCUGUGGAGACAAUAAAGGAGCACAGCCUGCAGGAAGGACCAGUCCGCGACCACAGCAUCACCCUGGUUGGCAGCCAGACCUGGCAGGAUGUGCUGGCAGCCAUCAAGCGUGAGGAUCUGGAGACUGCAGCCACCCUCCUUGGGAUGAGCAAGGACCGAUACCAGAGGCACACGGGCUGGGUGAGGCAGAGCCAGUGCUCGCACUACGUGGAACUCUUCCUGGAGCUGAGCGCCGGCGACGCGCUGCAGUUCCAGCUCACCACUGAUAUCUACCGGGGUUUCCUGGUGCCCUCUGUGCAGCUGUGGUGUGUUACACCUGGGUUUGACAUCUGCCUGCAGCACACAGAGAAGCCCAUUGACUGCUUCUCCGCCUAUGCCACCCUGCCAUCCAAAGACAAGUACAAGCACACGAUGGAGUACAGCAAGAUCUGGAUGCCCAUGAGUGCCAUGGAGUCUGCUUCAUGUGCCGUGGCUGAAAAUGACUCCAUUGUCCUCCAGAAAGUCAAAAUAACCUGGGCAAAGCAAAGGACAAGGAAAGGACAGCUGCAAGGGAGUUUUGUCGUAGACAAAAAAUUUUUGGAGGAGUGCUCCAUUGAAAUGGACUUCAACCACUGUUACUUGUGCAUUCGCUUAGGUGGGCUGAAGCUUGAGAGCCUUCAAAGCGAGGAGGAGUGCCUUAUCCAGGGCCUCCAGAACCUGACUUUUUUUAACAAGGGCGGGUCAGAAGACAAGCUGAUGGUUGAUCCAGAUACCUACACCUGGGUGGCUCAUGGUGUCACUGAAGAGUCUGACGACAAUGAGAAGUCAGACAGGACUGCUCAGUGUACUAUAAACUUCUACAUCCACUACAUGUCUAUGGAGAACAUCCCUGUGGAGAUCUCGCAGGCCUCUGCCAGCUUCACAGUGGAGCUCAUACCCAAGAUGCUGCCAGACAUACGGAAGGAGAAGGCAAUUUGGAAGCUCAGCUAUGCUUCUGACCUUGCUAAAAGCAUUGCCCUUGGCCAUGAACCUCCUAAAAGAGCAGUGACAAUGUCCAAAAUCCUGCAGCAAAAAUCCUUUGAUCUCCUUGGCAGCCUCAGGAAACUUAACCAGAGUCAGAACCAGGCGAUUCUAAAUGCUCUGAGGAAACCCUUCACACUCAUCCAAGGGCCACCAGGCACAGGAAAAACUGUUGUUGGAACUCACAUUGUCUACUGGUUCCAUGAGCUGAAUGAGAGGAAUGAGGGGCAAACACCACCUUUGAAGUCUGAAGACAAAGAGGACAAGAGGAAGUGCAUCUUGUACUGUGGCCCAUCCCACAAGUCUGUUGAUGUUGUUGCUGGGAUGCUGCUGAAGAUGAGGAACCUGAAACCGCUGAGGGUCUAUGGGGAGGCCAUAGAGACCAUGGAAUUCCCGUACCCGGGCAGCAGCCGGAACCUCUCCCGCAAAUCCCUGCGGGAUGCCAAACCAAACCAGGAGCUCAGGGAAAUAAUCCUGCAUUACCGCAUCCGGAAGCCACCCAACCCAUUCUCGAAGAAGAUCUGUGACUUUGAUUCUCGGAUGAAGAGAGGACUGCAGAUCACAGAAGAUGAAGUAAAGAAGUACAAAUCCUUUUUGUCAUCUGCUCGUCAGUAUGAGCUGUCAAAGCACGAUGUCAUCCUGUGCACGUGCUCUUCUGCAUCUGCCGGUGCCCUGGAGCAGCUCAAUGUCAAGCAGAUAAUCAUCGAUGAGUGUGCCAUGUCCACAGAACCAGAGACCCUCAUCCCUCUGGUCAGCCACCAACAUGCUGAGAAGGUUGUUUUGCUUGGGGAUCACAAACAGCUGCGGCCUGUGGUCAACAAUGACUUCUGCAAGAGCCUUGGCAUGGAGACGUCUCUUUUUGAGCGCUACCGGCACCAGGCGUUGAUGCUGGACACUCAGUACCGCAUGCACAAAGGGAUCUGCGCGUUCCCCUCCCAGGAGUUUUAUAAUGCACGGCUGAAAACGUGUCCCGAGCUCCGCCGCGAGGCCAGCGUGUUCCACCACAAAGAUAACGGGUGCUGCCCUGUCAUCUUCGGGCACGUGGAGGGGAAGGAGCAGUCCCUGGUGAUUUCCACUGAGGAAGGAAACGAGAACUCCAAAGCUAACCCAGAAGAAGCGGCACAGGCGGUGAGGAUAGCGAAGCAGCUGACACUAGAUGGCACCAUCCGGCCGGAGAAAAUCGCCGUCCUCAGCCCCUAUAACGCCCAAGUGUCCGAGAUCAGCAAGGGCCUCAUGAAAGAGGGCAUCCGCGGGGUGACCGUCUGCACCAUCAUGAAGAGUCAAGGAAGUGAGUGGAGAUAUGUGAUCCUGUCCACUGUACGCUCCUGUCCCCGGUCGGAGAUUGAUCGGAAGCCCACGAAGAGCUGGCAGAAGAAGUACCUGGGGUUUGUUACCGACCCAAACCAGGUCAAUGUCGGCAUCACGCGAGCUCAGGAAGGACUCUGCAUUAUAGGGAACCGGUACCUGCUGGAGUGCAACCCCUUGUGGAGGAGGCUGCUCCAGCACUACCUACAGCACCGCUGCUACACCACAGCCCAGGGGAUUUGUAUCAGGAAGACUCCAAGCCUCCGGCGGUGAGGGUAGGUCCUACCUCCAGGAGGCCAUCCCUCUCUCCCUGAACUGCAUUCUGUGUGCCUUGGGAAGGACACAAUCUGUCCCUGGUGUCAUGACCCAUGGAGCCAAACGCAGCAGGGGGGACUCGGGCUCUUCCCCUGCAGCGCGGGCCCCGGCGUCUUGGGGAUUCUUCGUCAGCGCAACCUUGGACAGGGACUUCCAGCUCUAGCAAACCAAAAAGCAUUGGAAAUGGAUGGAUGGGUGCGUGACUUUCUUGAGGAUGACAGGGUUUUUUUAAUGGUAAGAUGCUCAGCAGAGCCACCCCUCCCAUCCUACCUGCCAGUGCAGCUGCGCUUUGGGGACCAAAUACUCGGUUCAUUCAUCAAGGGUGGAACAACUGCAAGGACUGUGGGCAGCAGAGUUGCUGUGUGCCACAGAGGACCAAAGCUUCAGAGGACUGCCACUCAUUUUUAAACCAAGGCCAAGGAAUUUUUAAGGCUUUUCGUUUCUCGAAGCAGAAAAUCCACUUGCUUUGUUUUAAGUUGUUGUUGUUGUUGUUGUUGUGUGUUUUUUAAAGUGAAGGAGGAAAGCAAAGAGAGAGCCACGUGCUGCUCUUUGUCUGGCCAAAACGCUGUUCUCUGAGCAUAUAAAUAGCACAGAUCCAAGGCCAAGUUGAUUGUGUAAAUAGAUUUACUUAGUCUUUGUACAAAAGAGAUUGUCCUCACCAGUAUAAGUUAGUGAAAAGUGAGGACCCCUCUGCCCAGGAAAUGUUGGAAUUUUUAAGCAUAUUUUAAACUGUUCAGAGUUUUAUUUGAAAUCUCCUGGAAGAGCCACCUCCUUUCCUACCCCAUAUUUUGUUUUUUUAAAGCUGCUUCUAAUUUAUUAACUUUUAACUCUAUGAAUUCAUUUCAUGGCCUUACGGCCUGAGUCUUUAAGAGCGGGGAUGGCAGUUUGAUCCAUGUACCAGAGCGUGUGUGUGUGUAUGAUCUAUCCUUUUUAAUUUUAAGUAGCCAAACUGCUGUGAACUGGGAGAUUCUCUGGAGGGAGCUGCCUCUGCCCUGUGCUGCGUGGCUGGUGCAGAUGCACAGGGUGAAGUGGUGCUCUCUGCUGAAUCAUGGAGCUGCUUUUUGAAGCGUGGUAUUUUUGAGGAAGGGGUGUCUUUUAGCUCAUUUCAAUUCUGAAUGUAGGAAGUGCCUGCCUCAGAUCCCCCCCUGGAGCAUAUACUUGGCUGUCUCUACAUGUUCACGUGGGAUGGAGCCAAGAUGCAAUCAGGGUGGUUUUGCACCAAGCAGAUACUGUGCUGGGACACGAGCCCUCCUUGGUGUGAGGGUCCCCGUGACCUCACAGCCCUGUGGCAGGGAGUUUUGUCCCAUGUUUGCAGUGGAAAAUGCAGCGUGGCUUUCCCAGCUUGGAGGAAUGUGCAAUAAGAAAGUGUUUUGUCUGGAGAAGUCCUUAUUUAACGCUGUGUUCCUCCUUACGACUCUCUUAGACUUGAUUCAAGAACCUAGGGAGAAAUAUUGUCAUUCUCUUCCUUAUUUUAAACUACCUUCCUGCACUUCUGCACUGGGUGGGUUUGAUCCCUAUGCUAGAGCCCACCCAGGCUUGUCCUACUGAAGUGUAACAAUGAGCAUAUGGCUCGUGAUUCCAUAAGGGACAGAAGUCCAUAGGAAGGACCUCCUGCUGGUGCUAAAGAUGCUUGAUAAGAGCUGGUGAGAUGUAAAGUUCAUUGUUCUUCUUUGAAGUCACCCCAGCUGGGAGCUGAAAAGAUUCCACACCAGCCUGAUUUUGCAAAUAAUAUUGCAAUUCCAAACUAAGCUCCUCUGGGAAUUGUUUUGCAGACUGCUGAAAUGCAAUGGUGUAUCUCCAAGAUGAUGUGGAGAAUUGCAAAAGAUGCAGGAAUUGUUGGGAUAAAUCCUUUAGUGUAGUGCCAGCAUCAUUCUAACAAAGUCACCUUGGUCCCUUUAGAACCAGCAGGUCUUAUUUUCACCAUCUAAUGCAAGUGGAGAGACUCUCCUCUGAUUGUUUUGGGUUUUUUUUUCUGGUUAUUUCAUGACAUUUCAUGACAUUUCAUUACAAAUGAGACUCACCCCACAUGUAGUGGCUGAGUCCAGUGUUCUUGUGUGGGGUUUGGCCACAUUUUUGUCUAGACCAAGAGAGAAACCUCACAAAGCAUCUCUUUGCUCUCAGUGGGGAAAAAAUGUUUACUGCUGCUCUUUGGAGGGUAAAGCCUGGACAGAAACGCUUUGCUUGGUCACUUCUGUGUUACAAGAAAAUGUACAUUUUAUUUUUGUUUCCCUCUGAAGGUGUAUUUUGUAACUGGUGUUAAGAAACCACUACCCUAGAGCACCCAAAGAGCAGAAAUAGCCAGGCUGGACUCUGGGGCUGCCUGGGCUGUGAGCAGGUACCUGCAGAGUUGGUGACAAAGCUGCCAAAGUCAGGGAUAGCAGGAAGUGCAAUUAGUCAUAUUUUUAAUAGACUGUUAGUGACAGCUGGAUAUCAUGUUCUUGUCCUUAUGCUCACGGAUAGAGAGAAUCAUAGAGGUUAAUGUAGGGGGAAAAGUUCAAAGUCGUCUGUUUGCAUCUGAAUUUACUUUUGAAAGAAUGUUUAUGUUUAAGCACAUGUUCUUAAAAUACUUACAAGAAACGAAACCCACCAAAGCUUUGGUGAUUCCCGCAGCACGGGGUGUCUGUCCCAGCACAGGCUCUACGGUUCCUGCAGCUCACAGACAACAGGACAUUGUUGCAGGACACACAUGCUGGUUCAUCCAACAGGAUAACUUGAUUCCCUCAGCACCAGCUGGAGCUGGAGCCCAGGAUGAGCCUUGGGAACCUGCCAGGUGUUGGUCUGUGAUGGUCUGUGCGGCUGCAGCCGUCGCCCUGUGUCCAGCAGGGAAAUUCCAGCAGUCCAGAGCUAGGAGACCUCUCCUUGGCUCUGCUGGCACAGGAGAAGCCCACUGGGCUGUUUUCUGAGGAUUUGGACAGGUUUGUGUAGGACAAUCAAUUUUCUGCAAUAAAUUGUUUGAUUGUUUUUUAAAUAGGAAUGAAAUGUUAAGUCUCAUGAAGUAUAAAUGAAGGAACCCUCGAUGUGGCAGGUUUUUAUCUUUUGUAUGUCUGUGACUUGCAGCAAACCUCAAAUGAUGUUUUGGAUACAAAUAUUUUUACCUGCUUCUACCAUUUCUAUGAAUGAACCUCAACAUUCCUCUUUUUUUUAUAUUUAAGCCAUAAUUGUAAGAAUGAUUUGAAUUUAUUUAAGUAAUAAAUUUUAUUACUGGAA